GUGACAAAAUUUUUCCGGGUCCGUUGAAGUCGAAUGCUUGAGCCGCAUAUCCGGUGUUUACAUCUGGCUGUCUAGGCAUUCUCUUUGUUCAUACUUUGUUAAAGUUUUUCUUUCUCUUUUGCCUGGGCUGCUUUGAUCACUUGCGUUCUCGUUCGUGCUACGUCCGAGCUCCGUCUCUGACUCUUCGGAGAUAAGCAAGAGACCCUUCACAAUGCCAUUGAUAUCGACCGAACAGCUGUCCAGGCACAACAAGCCUGGCGAUGCGUGGAUCCUGAUCGACACGACGGUAUGGGACGUCACAGACUUCGCAGAGCAGCAUCCCGGCGGGGCGGAAAUCAUCUACCAGUACAUCGGCCAUGAUGCCACGGACGCAUACAACGAGGUCCACGGGCCGUCCCUGGUGAAGAAGUAUCUUGAUGCAUCUAAAAACAUAGGCCAAAUCGACAGCAGCACCGUGACGGCCGAGUGGAAGAAGCGGCAAGCGUCAACGAUGGAAUCGGCACCCAAGGCGGACCCCAGUGAGAGGCCGCCGUUGGAGACGAUUCUGAACAUGCACGACUUUGAGAAAGUGGCGGAGAAGCAUGUGAGCCCGAAGGCGUGGGCAUUUCAGAUGACGGCUGCGAACGAUCAUAUCACAAAGGCUGCAAAUGCCGACUACUGGCGGCGAAUCUACUUUAGACCAAGGAUAUUGACAGGCGUAAAAAAUGUCGAUGUCAGCUGUGAGGUCCUAGGGGAGAAAUAUUCGCUCCCGCUCUUCUCAGCACCUGCCGCACUCGCCCGUCUCAGCCAUCCCGAUGGCGAGCAGGCGAUGGCGCGAGCACUUUCUGCAAAGGGCACGACGAUCAUCGCAUGUAACAACGCCAGCUUUUCGUUCCAGGAGAUCUGCUCAGUGCUGCCUCGCGACGACUACCCCGUCUUUUAUCAGCUCUACGUGAACAAAGAUCGUAGAGUGACUGAGCAGAUUGUACGAGACGUGAGCAAAUGGAAGGGACUGCAGGCCAUCAUCGUCACCGCCGACCUUCCUGUGGUAGGAAAGCGGGAGGAUGACGAGAGACUCAAGAUCGACAGCAAUUACAAGCAGCCCAAGAGUUUUCAGAGCCAGAAGCUUUCAAAGGACAAAAAGGGAUCCGGGUUGGCGCGAGCUACAGGCACGUUCAUCGACGCCGAUCUGAAAUGGAAUGACAUUCGGUGGCUUCAGACACUGACACAUGUGCCAAUCUUUGUUAAGGGCAUCCAGUGCGCAGCAGACGCGCGCAAGGCGCUUGAGAUGGGCUGCAAGGGUAUCUACAUCACGAACCACGGAGGCCGCGCUGUGGAUACCGCGCAGCCGAGUCUGUUAACAUUGCUCGAAAUUAAUGCCAAUUGCCCAGAGGUGAUGGAACAGAUGGAGGUGUUCAUUGAUGGCGGCAUUCGUCGCGGAACAGAUGUCUUGAAAGCGAUUUGCUUGGGUGCAAGUGGCGUUUGCAUGGGCCGCCCGUUUCUGUUCGCUGUUGGAUACGGAGAGGAGGGUGUUGCACACGCCAUUGAUAUAAUCAAGGAUGAGCUUGAGACGGCUAUGCAGAUGAUUGGCAUCACCAGCCUUGAUCAAGCUCACCCGGGACUCCUGAAUACAGGCCAGCUGGAUCAUAUGGUAAUCAGAGGCGACAAACAUCCCUGGGCCCACAAGGUGGUUCGAAAAUCGAAACUUUAGAAUGUGCAUCUUAUUAGAUGAGGUGCAGGUGUAGAAUUAGAACAAGGAGACCAAAAUUGACGCAGGGUUCCUCAAUCAGCAGGCUGGGCAACCAGUGAUGGCAUGAGCUUGAGAUCCUUGCAUUGGCUGCAGUGGCGGCAUGGCGGUAAACAUAAUCUCAAGAACAGCUUUUUCACCACUAGCCUCGAAUUGAUGGACGUCCGUACUACGGAUACGUUGAGGAGCUGAGGAUCCGAGAUUGUGAUAGAAGAUAGAAUGAUGCCAUAGAGAAGUACUUUAGGCCCUGUGCAAGCCUGGUG
This is a messenger RNA of Verruconis gallopava, 1989 nucleotides long. RefSeq lists its product as uncharacterized. The coding region runs from base 212 to 1690 and encodes 492 amino acids. The record is from RefSeq and is a predicted model, not a curated record. The transcript has 9 exons. Gene Ontology annotation, molecular function: oxidoreductase activity. NCBI's taxonomy places the organism in Eukaryota, Fungi, Ascomycota, Dothideomycetes, Venturiales, Sympoventuriaceae.